Molecule: messenger RNA, 243 nt
Organism: Ramularia collo-cygni
Lineage: Eukaryota; Fungi; Ascomycota; Dothideomycetes; Mycosphaerellales; Mycosphaerellaceae
Exons: 3
Coding region: 1-243 (80 amino acids)
Source: RefSeq, a predicted model, not a curated record
AUGAACCUCACUGCCUUUUUCACGACCGUCUGUGUCCUCCUCAUGGGCUCCUCAGUCGUAGCUUAUGGUUGCAACCCCGGCGGCUGCAACAAUGAUUGCUAUCAACAAGCAUCAAUGGAGGCUGCGAGUGCCAUUACUAAAGCAUCCAUCGAUGGAAUUAACCAGCACCACGGUCAAGACUUCAAGAAGGGCCUGGGCGAACUUCCUAUGGWAUCGGUGUACUUGGGAACAUACUCUCGUUGA